ACCGACGAAUUGUGAUGUAUAAAUUCUUGGGCAAUGGUGCUCUCCACAUCUCUCUCUCUCUCUCUCUCAUUCUAAGAGCAAUUACGGUGCCGUUACUGGGGGGCUCCUCCUCUCACAUGCUCUGAAUCUUUCAGUCUCUGUGAAGGUUUCUGCUGGAACUCAAAACCCACGCUGAAACUGAAUUGAUUCCUGUUGUCUUCGCUUUUGUUCUGAUCUGGGUCAUCCAGAUCUGACACAAAAUUGGUCGAAAUGGACUCAUUUGAUAACUUUAAGAUCUGGGUUUUGUUUGUUUGCUUGGUAUCUCAAUUGGGUUAUGGCUUUUAUCUCCCGGGGAGUUACCCUCACAAGUAUGGAAUUGGGGAUACCUUGUCUGUGAAGGUGAAUUCGCUCACUUCAAUUGAUACAGAAAUGCCCUUUAGCUAUUACAGUUUGCCCUUCUGUAAGCCCCAGGAAGGUGUCAAGGAUAGCGCCGAAAAUCUCGGCGAGCUCCUUAUGGGUGAUAGGAUUGAGAAUUCACCUUAUAAGUUUAAAAUGUUCACUAAUGAGACGGAUAUAUUUCUCUGCAAGACCAAACCUUUGUCAGGUGAUGAGUUUAAGAUCUUGAAGGAGAGGAUUGAUGAGAUGUAUCAGGUUAACUUGAUUCUCGAUAAUUUGCCGGCUAUCCGGUAUACCAACAAAGAGGGUUAUGUUCUGCGGUGGACUGGUUAUCCGGUUGGAAUUAAGGUUCAAGAUGUUUAUUAUGUGUUUAACCAUUUGAGGUUCACUGUCCUUGUUCACAAGUAUGAGGAGACAAAUGUUGCCCGUGUUAUGGGUACCGGGGAUGCUGCUGAGGUGAUCCCAACUGUUGGGAACUCUGGAUCGGAGGUGCCAGGUUACAUGGUCGUUGGGUUUGAGGUGGUCCCGUGCAGUUUCCAGCACAAUCUGAAAUCUUUGGAGAACUUGAAACUGUAUGAAAAAUACCCGUCUGCAGUUAAGUGCGAUCCAUCAGUGGUGGCUAUGGCUAUAAAGGAGGGUGAGCCUGUGGCCUUCAGUUAUGAAGUUGCAUUUGUGGAGAGUGAUAUCAAAUGGCCAUCCAGAUGGGAUGCCUAUUUGAAAAUGGAAGGAGCAAAAGUCCACUGGUUCUCAAUUCUUAACUCUCUUAUGGUGAUUACUUUCUUGGCUGGAAUUGUCCUUGUGAUCUUCUUGAGGACAGUGAGGCGUGACCUAACCCGUUAUGAGGAGCUUGACAAGGAGGCUCAAGCCCAGAUGAACGAAGAGUUAUCAGGGUGGAAACUUGUUGUGGGAGAUGUUUUCCGUGCUCCAACCAAUCCAUCACUUCUUUGCGUAAUGGUUGGAAAUGGGAUUCAAAUCCUAGGAAUGGCUGUUGUGACAAUCUUAUUUGCCGCACUUGGAUUCAUGUCACCAGCUUCCCGUGGCACGCUACUUACAGGUAUGCUAUUUUUCUACAUGAUUCUUGGGAUUGCAGCCGGUUAUGUUGCUGUUCGUCUUUGGAGGACAAUUGGAUUUGGUGACAAAAAAGGAUGGGUUUCAGUCUCUUGGAAAGCUGCUUGUUUCUUUCCUGGCAUUGCUUUCACGAUUCUAUUCGUCUUGAAUUUCUUAUUAUGGGGUAGUCACAGCACAGGAGCCAUUCCACUGUCUCUGUUUGUAAUCCUCAUUCUCCUCUGGUUUUGCAUCUCGGUUCCCCUGACCUUCGUAGGUGGGUACUUUGGGGCAAAGGCACCUCAUAUUGAGUACCCCGUUCGAACCAACCAGAUCCCUCGUGAAAUCCCACCUCAAAAAUACCCAUCUUGGCUUUUAGUUCUCGGGGCUGGCACUCUCCCGUUUGGCACACUUUUCAUCGAGCUCUUCUUCAUCAUGUCCAGUAUUUGGAUGGGUCGAGUUUAUUAUGUCUUUGGUUUCCUCUUCAUCGUUUUGAUCCUCCUCGUGGUCGUUUGUGCUGAGGUCUCCCUUGUGCUGACCUACAUGCAUCUUUGCGUGGAGGAUUGGAGAUGGUGGUGGAAGUCCUUCUUUGCUUCCGGCUCGGUUGCCAUUUACAUCUUCCUCUACUCCGUAAACUAUCUCAUAUUCGAUCUAAAGAGUUUGAGUGGACCCGUCUCGGCCACUCUCUACUUGGGAUACUCUCUCUUCAUGGUUUUAGCAAUAAUGCUGUCAACCGGCACAGUUGGCUUCCUCUCAUCAUUCUGGUUUGUGCAUUACUUGUUCUCGUCUGUGAAGCUGGAUUAGAACCUUCACCAACUCAAAGACAAAGGUGGUUGUAGAUCCGAGAGUGAAGGAAGACCUUGUUUUAUUUUUAUUUUUUUUUUGCCUCCCCCUUUCUCUGUUGUCUGAGUUUGUUAUUUGCUAGGACACUUGUUCAAGGUUACAUGAAUAAUCUAGUUCACUUUUAUUAACUGAAUUCUUUUGUAGUUUUGCUAUUGUUUUGUUGUGUAAUACCAAAACCAAAGUGUAGCUGCAUUUUUGCAGAUGCUAUAAGUACUUGAUAAGGUGAGUUUGUGAUGUUGGUGGUUUCCAA
Molecule: messenger RNA, 2512 nt
Organism: Diospyros lotus (date-plum)
Lineage: Eukaryota; Viridiplantae; Streptophyta; Magnoliopsida; Ericales; Ebenaceae
Product: transmembrane 9 superfamily member 11
Exons: 2
Coding region: 250-2223 (657 amino acids)
Biological process (GO): protein localization to membrane
Cellular component (GO): membrane
Source: RefSeq, a predicted model, not a curated record